AUGACAAGGUUCAGAUUAGUGUGGUUCAUUUUAACCGCCCUGUCCCUGCAGCUUGUGCCUGUGAUCGUUUUGUAUAACCAUGGAUUGCGGCACGUCAUGCUCGAUGCUGUGUUUGGUGUACCAUGUGUGGUAACCACCCUGGAUGUCAUAGUGGCGCUUUUGAGGAGUUCCGGCCGCCAAAGCAAGGUCUUGGUUGGCGGCCCUCUUGACGUGUCCGAGACUGAGAAGCUGCUGAACGGUCACGACCUCCUCAGUACUGGUACUGAUUAUGGAACAGAUUACAUGAGUGGUGGUCCCACGGAGGAUGAUGCGACCAUUCCGAUAACUAUUUUCAGCACCCCCCCUCCAGCUUGGUAG
Messenger RNA from Gregarina niphandrodes, 357 nucleotides. Its product is annotated as putative transmembrane protein. The coding region runs from base 1 to 357 and encodes 118 amino acids. NCBI's taxonomy places the organism in Eukaryota, Apicomplexa, Conoidasida, Eugregarinorida, Gregarinidae. The transcript has a single exon. The record is from RefSeq and is a predicted model, not a curated record.